This is a messenger RNA of Sphaeroforma arctica JP610, 1971 nucleotides long. RefSeq lists its product as hypothetical. The transcript is spliced from 13 exons. Bases 41 to 1405 code for a protein of 454 amino acids. Lineage: Eukaryota; Ichthyosporea; Ichthyophonida. The record is from RefSeq and is a predicted model, not a curated record.
CACGAGUUCGAGAAGCGUUUGAUUGAGUGGGUCGGUAAGCAUGCUGGCUGUGGAUGUUGUCAGGUUCAAGCCACGAAUACCGGCUAAGAUAUGCUUGCACCAGUUCUCUCGUUCGGCUAUCAGAAGAGCGCCAGACGAGAUCAGGGCGGUAGAAUUUCGAAUCACCUCUGGGAGGGCGCGUGAAUCUUUAUUGAAGACCAGGAAGAGUUGGGUUGCACAGAAUGUUAUUCUGCACCCGGACGAUGAAUCGAUGGCCGAGUAUUUACCAUUCCACAUUUUUCGAUUCAAGUGCACGGCAAGAUAUACCGCACAGAUAGGUCACGACUACUGGAGUAACGAAUAUGAUAUGUUACAAAAGAAAUACGUGAACAAGAAGAGGACAUCCUGGUCAAGCACAAAUAGAAUCCAUGAAACGUUCAACGAAUGCGGAGCAGAAGGUACCGAUGUCAAUCAGGUGUAUGCAUCCUUCAAAUACAAUGCCAAAGAUGUUGCUCCCAUGAAGGUUGGGCGCGCUCUGGAGAUUGCUCGUCCCCUUACAGAUUCAUAUAUUGGGAACAAGACUGUGGGCAGCUUCCAAAUGUUUCGAACGCGGGCUUGGGAAAUUGUUGAGCAGCGCCUCAAUUCCGAGGAGAAGCAAAAGGCAGAAGACGCCUUGAGAAUGGAGUAUCUCUGUGAUCAAGUUUCAGGGCUGAAAUUAGUGCUUACAUAUGAUGAUAUUCGCCAUGCACAAGUAUAUCUGCCAAGCUAUGUGUUUCAAGUACGGCACUUCGGCGUCAAGUUCCAAAGGUUCGUGAGUGGAUAUGAUGAGAGACAAAUUGGUGGGGAACCACUUUAUUCAGAAUCAAGAGUGGCGGCAGCUUGUAUGGCUACUUUCACCGUUGCUCAUGGUCUGUGGACGGCUGGUUCAAAGAAAUUAGAAUACGCAUUUGUGCCAGAAUUGAUGUACAGUGUGAGCAAUUUUGUCAUCCCAGUGCUGGCUACUGGUAUUUUAGGCUGCCUGUUCUCAUCCUAUAAGCCAAUGGUAGCUCUUUUGUGGUCAACGAGGACACUCAAGAAGGCUGAGAAGCUGAAUGAAGAACACCGCGAACGAACGCAAACGCACACUCAGGAAAAGCAGCACACAUCCACAACCACGACGACUUCACGCAUAAAGGCCUGGAAAUUUCGUAAUCCGUUACGGCCUACCGAUCCGAAAGGCUACUAUGCUAUGUUGGGAGUGGACCCAACUGCCACGAAUGCAGAAAUCAAAGAAUCGUUUCGCAUCAGGGCGCUACAAACGCACCCAGACAGGGAAAGUGACCCAGAGAAGAAGGCGAAGGCAACAGAGCAUUUCAAUUUACUCAAUGAGGCGUAUGCCGUUCUUCGAAACGAGCAAGAGCGUAAAGAGUACGACGAUGGGUGGUGAAAAGCAAUGCGAAUAGGGCCCUAUCAACAUAUAGAGCCAAAUACCAGAAAAAAAAUCUCAAUAAUUAGCACGUGUAUGGUGGACUAAUCCUCGCAGUCUUUGAAUAUAUAUCAACUCAUAUAAUCGAGCUGACGAAGUUAGAAUUGUUGCGACAGGCUCAAAACCAAAAGAUACAUGCUUGCUCAGUGUCUGCACAGAAGUGGGAGUGACUGUGUGACUCCGACACCGCUUAAUAGACUGAAGUCUGUAAAUGUAUACAAAUUUACUGGAAGUGAUAUGGACACAUGGACUUUCUUGCACCCCAUUUUCAGCUCAAGAGCUCAUGUGCCGAUUUAGGUAGGCAGCUUCUCAUGUGGCAUUUCCAGGCGCGCGUAGUAUAUAAUAAGGCAGGCGUUUUGGAUUGAUCUUAAUACCUCCUAUUGGAUUGAUCUUAAUAACAACUUUGCCUCCUGUAUACACAAACCCUUUGACGAUGCUUCUUCAACACGCCAAGUAGCGAUAUAUUGCGUAAUCGUUCCAUGCAAUCUCAGCGUCAGCACUUGAAUAAAAAAUUAUGCAAAUUUCGA